GAGACCUGGCACGAUGCUGUGGCUGCUAUUCCUGACCCUCCCCUGCCUGGGGGGCUCUGUGCCUAUGAUCCCAGACCCUGGCCCAGGGGCUGACCUUGUGGGCAUCGGCAGGGGGCAUAAUGCCCCUCCCGGGAAGUGGCCAUGGCAGGUCAGCCUGAGGGUCUUCAACAAAGAACAUGGCCGGUGGCAGCAUGAAUGUGGGGGUUCCCUCAUCCAUCCCCAGUGGGUGCUGACCGCUGCCCACUGUGUUGAACCGGACACAUCGGAGCCACAGAAAUACAGGGUACAAACUGGACAAGUGAAGCUCUAUGACCAUGACCAGCUGUACAAGGUCGCUCAGAUCAUCCGCCACCCCAAGUUCAACAUGACCCUGUCUGCUGCAGGGGGUGCGGACAUCGCCCUGCUGAGACUGGAGGCCUCCGUGACGUUCUCGGAGAACGUCAGCCCCGUCCCUCUUGCUCCUGAUUCAUUGCUGCUCAUCCCUGGAAUGAAGUGCUGGGUGACUGGCUGGGGCACCUUUGGGGUACAUGCACUGCUGCCCCCGGCUGAGCACCUGCAGGAGGCCGAGGUCCUUAUCAUGGGGAACCAGGCUUGUAAGGAGAUGUAUCUGCAGGAUUCACCAGCCGGCAGCCAAAGCACCAUCAUCAAGGACGACAUGCUGUGUGCCGGGAGGAAGGGGCGCAGCUCCUGCCAGGGCGACGCCGGAGGCCCCCUGGUUUGUUACUGGUACAACACAUGGCUCCAAGUUGGGGUGCUGAGCUGGGGCACGGCCUCCGGGCAGCAUGACUAUCCUUGGGUCUACACCCGAGUGAUGACCUACUCAUCCUGGAUCCGCCAGCAUGUCCCAUUGGAGCCUUGAUGGCCUCGUGCGGGUGAGGAGCCGGGGACCUGUCCUCAGGGUCACCCCUGUGGCUUCCCCCAUUCAGUACCACCACCUCUUCUGUGCCCUGCUCCCAGCCCUGCGCCCAGCGCCCUGCGCCUCGUCCUGCCCUGAUCUCGGGACUUAAGAGGCCGCUAGCAGCUCAGAUGUUGGUGUCUCCCUACAGCGCGGGGGUUGGUGGGCAUGCCAGGGACCAUGCCUCUUGUUCACUGUUUGUCACCCCAUUAAACUGUGUGAAAAGCAGCCA
Messenger RNA from Hipposideros armiger (great roundleaf bat), 1127 nucleotides. Its product is annotated as mastin-like. The record is from RefSeq and is a predicted model, not a curated record. The transcript is spliced from 6 exons. Gene Ontology annotation, biological process: proteolysis. NCBI's taxonomy places the organism in Eukaryota, Metazoa, Chordata, Mammalia, Chiroptera, Hipposideridae. Bases 14 to 859 code for a protein of 281 amino acids. Gene Ontology annotation, molecular function: serine-type endopeptidase activity.